CUCACGGAGCUCGUCGAGCAGUACAUGAAGCGCGCCGGGCACGUCCUCCCCUCCGCGCUCCCGUACGAGUCGCGCCCGGGCCCGGAGCGCCGCGCGCAGUUCUCCGACGUCAGCACGGGCGCGGCGGUGUGCAGAGCGGACGGCGCGCUCGUGACGGUCGUGCACGUCGUGCAGGACCGCACGGGCAGGGGCCACAAGGUCGCGUACAGCUCCGGGUUCGCGGUGCACGCCCCCGGCGCGCCCCCGGGCGAGGCCGUGCUCGUCACUUGUGCGCAUACGCUUGAGGAGGUGCGACCCUUCUCUGCCCUGCAUGAACCCCCAUAUCCCGCCGUGCGCCCGGGCGACCACAUCUCCGGCUCCUUCGUGAUCGCAGGGCCGCCCACCGCGCCGGUCUUCCACCCCGUGCGCGCCGUGCUCUCCGCGAUGCACCGCGGCGACCUCCUCCUCCUCUCCGCUUCAACCCACGCUCCCUCUGAGCCCGCACAAGGACUCCAGACGCUCCCCGUGAACCCGUACCCGGUACAGCCGGGCACGGCGGUGCGCGCGCACCUCGUUGCGGACAAGCCGCCGCCGCCGGGCGGACGCGACGCGGACGGCUGGACGCCCUGGGUCGGCGGGACGUGGCGCAAGUGGGCGCGCGGGACCGCGCUCGGGUACAAGGACUUUGCCGGGCGCGAGGCCAAGCCGGGGACGUACGACUCGCUCGCACACCUGCACUUCGACCCGCCGCCGACGCCGGGGUCGAGCGGGGGCCCGAUCGUGGACGAGGAGAGCGGGGCGGUCGUGGGCGUUGUGCUGGGCACGCAGCUCGUGAACCAGCUGCAGGGCGUGCGCGGGUGGGGUGUGCCUGCGGAGAUGAUCUUCGAGAUGUUCAGCCUGCCUGGGCUUAAGUUGAAA
Messenger RNA from Trametes versicolor FP-101664 SS1, 897 nucleotides. RefSeq lists its product as uncharacterized. The record is from RefSeq and is a predicted model, not a curated record. The transcript is spliced from 4 exons. The annotation marks the transcript as partial. Lineage: Eukaryota; Fungi; Basidiomycota; Agaricomycetes; Polyporales; Polyporaceae.